Betta splendens (Siamese fighting fish) is the source of this 3019-nucleotide messenger RNA. RefSeq names its product piggyBac transposable element-derived protein 4-like. The transcript is spliced from 2 exons. The record is from RefSeq and is a predicted model, not a curated record. NCBI's taxonomy places the organism in Eukaryota, Metazoa, Chordata, Actinopteri, Anabantiformes, Osphronemidae. Bases 54 to 1469 code for a protein of 471 amino acids.
GGCAACCGGCCCGAAAAAGAGUUGGUUUGACCGAAAAAGCGAAGGACGGCACUAUGUGGCGCGAAGAAAAGCUGGGGACCCGUCUCCGUUUCACCCCGAUGGCACCUUACGCUGCAGCCGGUGAGCCCACAUCUAGGGUUAGGAGACGCAUCACCACCCGACUGCAAAGCUUCCUGUGUCUUGUGACCUCCGACAUGCUUGAGAGCAUUAGAGAGGCAACAGUGGCACACGGACAAAUGGAGAAGCCUGAAUGGUUCAUUGCCCUAUCUGAACUGAUGGCUUUCAUAGCGGUUAUCAUUCUUCGGGGGGUCAUCAAACUUCCAGCUGUCCCUGACUAUUGGUCAGGGACCUUGGGGCACAAACAGAUUACUGACAUCAUGCCACGGGACCGCUUUGUGGACAUCAUGCGUCACUUGCGGUUUGACGACAAGUCCACCCGCAGCGAGCGUGUAAAAACCGACAGGUUUGCUGCUAUUUCUGAACUGUGGGGAGCCUUUGCCUGCAACUGCAUCACGUCAUACACUCCAGGGCGACACAUCACAGUUGACGAGCAGCUCUUCCCGACGAAGACCCGCUGCCCGUUCCUGCAGUAUAUCGCAUCUAAGCCAGACAAGUUUGGCAUCAAAUUUUGGGUGGCCUGCGACUUGCAAACCAAGUACAUUUGCAAUGUCAUGCCAUACCUCGGAAAGGACCCCAGUCGCCCCACGGGAGAGCGACUGGCAGAGAAUGUGGUGAUGCGGCUGGUGGAACCCUUCCUGGACAAGGGCAGGAAUAUCGCAACGGACAAUUUCUUCACAUCGCUAAAGCUUGCACAAAGACUUGAGACCCGGAAAACCACAAUCUUGGGCACAAUCAGCAAGAUCCGUCGUGAGCUCCCGCCAUCCGCCAGGGAGACGGAGCGCCAGCUGUUCGCCACCCAGGUGUAUUCGACCACCGGUGCCACGCUGACGGUAUACCAAGCAAAAGCGAAAAAGGCAGUGAACCUAUUGAGCACAAUGCAUAUCAUGGUCGACACUGAAAGCACCGGAAAGAAAAAGCCCAGCACGGUCCUCCAGUACAACACUGCAAAGUGUGGCGUGGACAUCGUGGACCACAUGGUGCGUGAAUACACUGUGCGCAAGGGAACACGGCGCUGGCCAGUCGCCGUGUUCUACAACAUGAUUGACAUGGCAGCGCUGAAUGCACAUGUGCUCUAUCAAGCCUGCACGGGUACGAAGGAGAGACGGGUGGACUUCUUGGCAGAGCUUGCGAUGGAGUUGGCACACUCCUAUGUCGCUGGGAAAAAGGCUCUGAGAGAGGAACUGCUACGAAAAGAACCUGCCACGCCUAGCCCUGGAAAAAGAUCUGUGUGCCAAAUAAAACAUCGCUGUAAAGAGAACCGCACGAUCAAGCGAUGUGCUGGCUGCUACAAAUACACAUGUGGACAGUGUAUCAAGCAAAGACCAUGGACAUGCCACUUCUGUGACUAGUGACUGCAACGCAAAGCAGACAAAAAACGAACAAUGUGUCAUUGUUUUACACUUACCCACUUGGUUGUAAUUGGUUGUAAUUUUUGGUGACAGCGCAAACCAUGUGUGAACUGUGUGAACUUUUUUUUAUGAAGCCUCGCCACAUUUGAGAAAAAUCUAAAACUGUCUUCUAUCAUUGGAGGUGAUCUUUGUAUAUUUUUAACAUGGGAAUAAUUCUGCGAUAACUUUUUAUGUGUAAAUAAACGGAAUAUAAAACGGAAAUGCUUUCACGAGUUUUUUGUUUAUAUUAUUUUUGCACAUUUGUUCAAACUAUAUGGCUGUACUUUUGUUCUUCUGUUUUUUUUUUUUGUAAUUUUUGGUGACAAUAACUUUGACAAACAUUCUUUUGUAAAUAAAAAAAUGUUUUCCCUGUUCAAAGCUGGGGAAAAACACGAUACUGAUUCUGAAAGCGGCUGAUCAACUUCGUAGGAACACAUUUCAUUUCAUAUGGUAGAGGUGAAAGGGAGACUAACAACCCAACGCAGCCGAGGCUGUAGCAGCAGAGAAACGCAGAUCUUUGUGCUGCGUGUUGAUGCGUGUUUCCCAUCCCCCAGUGUCACCGCUCUGGGACGUGGAUGGCCACGCCCACUUUCAUUCACCAGACGGACAUGAAAGAGGGAAUAACGAAAUAAACAGCUGGUUAACUUUGUAGGAACACGGCUGUAGCUCUGCAAUGACUUUAUGUGGUACAGGUGAAAGAAGUAAUAACGAAAUAAACGGAAUAUAAAACGGAAACGCUCUCAAGCGUUUUCUGUUUAUAUUUUUUAUUGCACAUGUGUUAAAAUUUGAUGGAUGUACUGUUAUCCUUUCUGUAAUUUUUGGUGACGUUACAGUGCAAACUAUAUUUGAACUAGUUUUUUUUUUUUAGUAAAUAAACAGAACUUCGCCACAUCUGAGAAGGAUCUAAAACUGUCUUGUUGUAUUGUUGAUGUCUCUUAUUGCUUUUUGCUCCUAUUGCACAUCCUUUCAUGUUGUAAAUCCAAGCACAUAGCUGUGGAACAUUGUAACAGUGGAUGUCACUCAUAGACUCAUAGGAACUGUGCAGCCUUGCAGACAGGAGCAGGGUCAGCAAGCCCACGCAACCCACCACCUAGAGUGCGUCACUGAUGGCCCUCUUUACCUAACAAAGGCAGCUGUUCACAGAUGAUUCAGGGUCUCAGCUAGCCGAGCAGAUCAUUUGACCACCUUCUAGUAGGAAUGGGUAUAUUUAGAAAACCCAGUAGUUCUAGUGUUAAAUCAGGUUAAAUCAGGUUUUAAUAGUUUAGAUCACGUUAGAUUAGUUUAGGUCAGUUUCUUAGUCAGUUUCUGUCCUGUAGCAGUGACCACAGUAAAUACAGAACAGACCACAGGAUGUAAUUGUGACAGAAUGCAAGAGUAAGUGUCUGUUUCACAUGACUGGUCUUUGUACAUUUGGUGCUUUCCUUUUUUAUAAGUUUUUCUAAAUUAUUUGUGACAAUAUGUUGCACAGGCUGUUUGGCACCUUAAUUUCAUUGCACAUUGUUGUAAUGACA